ACAAGAAGCAAGUUCCGUUGCUUUUGACUGAAGGCACUCUGUCUCGUAUAGGUUUUCCUGCUGCGCCAUGUGAAUUACUUCUCUGUGUCUGAGUUUCCCGGCGUGUGCAUUUCUGUCACGUCUCUGUCUUUGUCAAUCAACGAGUUGUAAGGUGCUGGCGUGUUGAUGGUCCUCUUGUUGUGCGUGGCGUUGCGUCGGUCCUGCGUGUGCAGGAAAAAUCGUUCUUUUCCUGUCCGAUUUCGUCUUUUUCGCCAGUGAAAGAUGUAUUAGCUCUGCACCUCUUUGUGCGCAUUCUGGAUCUCUCUUUCUCCUCGCACGGCUGACGCCGUCCUUCUUCGAUUCCGCCCGUCACAAAUCGAACAGCCACGGGUGACUGGCGAAGAUGGUUUUCCUCAUCAUCGUUUUUUCUCUCACCCUCGCGGUUCUCGUCGGGUGGGUUCUCCAGCGUCAGCUGCACACCAUCUUCACAUCCUCCAUUUCCACAUUUUUCCUCCCUCUCUAUGGAGGACCGAAAACGACGUCGUCCACUGAGAAGGCGGAAGGUGGAAGCUGCGCUGCAUCUGCAGAGACAACGCUGAAGACAGGUAGUGAGCCCCAGGUAGCCGUAAAAGGGAGCGAAAAAGGAGCAAAUGGCAGAGGAAGAACACUUCUUGAAACCGUCGUUGGUGACGAGGAGGAACUCGAAGCUGCCGUCGCCGGAGGGGUGCGAAUGGCCACACUCGUUGCCACCGGUGAAGAAAAGGAGCCGGAAGAUGCAGAGGAGGAAGAGGAGAGACCGCAAAGCAAGAAAGCUUCAGAUGCAGAAAGGGAAGAGCGGAACGCGGUGAUAUUCUCGGACUGCGCCGAUACUCCAGGGACAUCGGUGUUGUCUUUUUCUUCUUUGCAAAAAGCUUCCCUGACUGACAAACAGCGAGGAGAGGGACAGUGUGCUCAAGACGCUGGCGAGAAACAUGGAGACAGUGAACGAAAUCGGAGACACCAGAGUGACGUUUUCCCUUCGCCGCCUUCUUCGGGUCCCGCGUCUCCCCGUGAGGCACCUGACGCCCCCCUUCUCGCGGAUGAAGACAUUGCGUGUCUCACCCCUGCAGAGGAAUCCUUUCUUUUGGAACAAGAUCGACGGAUUAGAGGCUGCUUCAAGUAUGACCAUGCAGAGAGUCGGCCUUCUUCGUCCUCAACCUCAUCUUCCUUUCGUGUCUCCUCUCCUCUCCAGUCGCGUUCCGACCCUUCUUCGUUGUUACCCUCCGGGUCUGCGCAUGUCACAAAGUCGGAGUGUCCACGGGCUCCGCCCGUUUUGGCCGCACCAACAAGUUCGUUGAACGAGGAGCCUCAGGAGGGUGCGCCGGAAAGCCAAGGAAGAGGCGAAAAGGAAGCAGAAAAACACUUUUCAAACUUGCGCGAUACAGUGGAGGCCCGGUCACCGUCUCAGCGGUCCACGAGCGCUGCGCCGUCUCCGUCGAACGCAGGAGCUUCUACAGAGAUCGGCGAGUUGAACAGUACGGCAACUGCGAGUGGAACACGGGAGGUUGGAGAGGCCAAGCCGAAGGCAGCUGUUUCGGAAGAGAACUUGGAGUCUUCUCUCUGUCAAGAAAGCCAGGACGAGAGCGAACCGAAGGUAGCAGCGGAUCCCGUUGCUUCUCACGAAGGGGAAGAGGACGGAGUCGCAGAGGCAGAGUGUGAGGAUACACCUCAAGGGGAAGCGCGCAACGCGCGUGGCGCGGCCGAAAACGAACCGGCGACAGCUCCUCUCCUGGGAGAAGAGAACGAGAAGGCCGCGACUGAAGAGAGUGUACAUGCGGUUGGGUCAGUGGUGGAAGUAGAAGACGACCAGGUAAAACAGGAGAGGGGCGGCUUCCCCCGUGAGUGCGUGGGGGGAGAAGAAGGGGAUGACGAGAGAGAAGACGAGGAAGAGAACAACCCGAAGGUGGAAGACCUUGGAGAGGUCUUUCCCGAGGAGAGACAGGAUCCUCCGCGAUUUGAAGAGGUCGAAGACGAGAAGAAGGAUGAAGAAGACUUGGAAGACAAAACCGCGGCAGAAUUGAAGGAGUUAGGAAACCAAAAAUUCCGCGAAGGCAAGUACGAAGCUGCACUCGAUAUCUACACGCAAGCGCUGGACCGCCUUGAUGAAGAAGAAGACGACUGGCUAGACGAAUUUGACGCAGCUAUGCAAGACAAAGAAGACGAGCUGGAAGCAGCUGAGAACAUCCGCUACGAACGGUCCUUGCGCGGUGAGGCCCCUAACGGAGAACAUGGAGCGGAAGACCAAAAGCUUUUCAAGGACGCGCGAGAGGAAGAAGAAGCACGGGAGACAAAGGAGACAAACGACGACGCCAAAGGAACGGAGGAAGACGCCCCCGAGCAGCGAGGUGCACGGGAAGACUCAGUGGCACAAGCCGCCGUCCAAAAGGGUCACGACUCGGCGGACGAGAAGGAGACCUGUGAGAAGGGAGGCUCACCAGAGAAGGAAGAUAUUUCUGAGAAGGAGGAGACUCGUGAGAAGGAAGAGAAAUCUGGGGACGAAGAGCAUUUGUUGACUGAAGCUGAAUUUCUGGCUUUCAAGGAGAAGAAGGAGAAAGAGCGAGAGGCCAUGGCUCUGGAAUUCAACCAGUUGAGGGCUGUCCUCCUUUCAAACAGAGGGGCUUGCCACCUUCAUGGCAAAUGCUGGGAGGCCGUUGUCGCGGACUGCACGGAAGCGAUUCAGUGUGACCCUUCGUAUGCAAAGGCCUAUCUGCGACGCUUCACGGCAAACGAAGCUCUUACGAAGUGGCACGACGCAGCCGCUGACAUCAACAAAGCUAUCGAACUCGACCCCUCUCUCGAAGCGCGGUACCGAAGCGAUCAGCAGCGGGUGAAGAAGAAGAGCGAGGCUCAGUUUGAGAAGGAGAAAGAGGAGAUGAUUGGGAAGCUGAAAGACUUUGGAAACUUCGUCCUGGGCAAAGUCGGUCUUUCUCUCGACAACUUCAAAGUUGAACAGAACCCGGAUACUGGGGCGUACAACAUUUCCUUCCAGCAAAAUGCACAGCCGCCGGCUGGAGCCGCAGCAAGUCAGUGAAGGAGAAUGCGCAGAAAGCGGGGAAACUCGUGAAAAGACUGGGAAACAAGAGGGGAACUGCCGAGGACACGAACUGCAUGCGCCGUGAGGCUUCAAACAGAGACACCAGGGUGUGGGUAGCGAGCGUUUGGAGAGGAGUGAAAGAGAGAGAGAUGUACCUUUUUUAAGACGAGUAUGCGUUUUCGAAGCAAGGCGAUGACGAUAAGUGGUGGUUUUUACAAUGAGGAGAGAAAUGGAACGAGGAGGGGAUGUUGCGUUCGACGACCACGUAUCACAAAGAUGGAGUAUAGGAGAAGGCUCUGAAGAGAAACGUCGAAGAAGGUGGGGAAAGGCGCAGCUUGCUGGAGGACUCUCGAGUAAUCGCGAGAGUACUCGGGGAGUUGCACGAGUGUAUGACCUAUGAAAACAGGCAUGUUCGUGUGUUCCCCUUUUAGCUUUUCGCCUUUUGCCAUUUACCUUAUGGGGGACCGAAGAGUGGAAGGACGAAAUCGCAUUCGCGUAUUUCUGGUGUCUAUGCGCGUCGUCUCUCACUUUCCCUUACGAAGGCAUCGCCUUUCUAAAAUAGGUAAUAGUGUGUGUUUUUCCGUUUUCGUGCUUUUCGACGACAGACUCGUAGUGACAAGGGCUCGUCUGGUAGCACCUGCUACUUUUUAUUUCCUCGUUCCUGGUCAGGCGAUGCUAAUGCGUUGCCCCGCAGUUGCUCCUGCUUCGAACGGCUAGGCUGUCUGUAUGCAGAGCGUCUUCGCUGUCGCCAGCAUCGGUUCGCAGGUGGAUGUGGAUUCUGAUGUUUUCGGUGCUUCCAAAGGGAGCAGAUAUGUAACGAGAGACGCGGAGGAUACAGACGCCCGUAGAAAUCCGACUUACAACAGACAACUCAGCCUAGGCACGAAACGCGUGCAGACUAAUCUUAAGAAAGAAAGAGGGAAGAAAGAGAAUUUUUUCUGGAGGGAAGGAGACAUGGUGUCGAUGCAUGGGUGUAUUUCUGAGGCGCUUGCGACACCCUGAUAUUUAGGUGUCUGUUUUGUUCCCAGUCCGUGCUACUCUUUGCAACGUAUCAGGGGGAGCCUCUCUGUUUUUUCUGUCCAUCGCGAUAACAUUCGUUUUUGUGGGAUAGAGAAGUUCUUGUGGCUUUCUGCUGCGACUGCGUAGACUGGUCUUGUGACCUCGUGCAGCUGCCUUAGUAUUUCUCCUUGUCGCUACUCUCUCACUAUAAUCCUUGGUAAAUGGCUAGAGUUCACGUCACCGUUUUUGGAGCACACCCCUCGGAAGGCGGUGAGGCCUCAGCGCCUUUGAUGCAUAUCAUUUCCGCCGAAGACAGUACAGAACGGUUCAUCGGGUUACUGCUUAGAACGUGCUGGUCGUCGUUUCUCCGAAACCACGAAGCGACGCCCGCUUUCUGUUAGCUUCCCCGUUGUGUAGUCAACCCUCGGAUGCCGGAAGGUGACUACGUCCCACAAUGAGGCCAGGCGUUCGAUGCGCGUACAGAACGCGAGCCUACGCUGCAAUCACGUGUAGGCGGUGACGACAGGGAAUUCGCUGGCUUACUGCUCUCGGAAGCAUCGGUCUGACACAAAAGGACUCACGCGUCGGAAGGACCUUUCUGUUCAACCAAACGAAGCACAGCCUUGGGAAGUCACGAACAGACAGGAAAGCAUCCGUGUGUGGACGAGAUUGGUCAUGCUGCUGUGUUGGGGCCUCUUGAAAGUAACGUUUGUAAAUUUCACGCUUCUCGCAAACAAAGGGACGAGAUGAGAGGCCCAAAACGUUGCGUCUUCUUGCACCGAGGAGGUUUCUUGACAAUCUCUGGUCGCUCGGAGGACUAAGGCAAUGCAGAACCUGUGGAAGGUAGUCCGUAA
Molecule: messenger RNA, 4905 nt
Organism: Toxoplasma gondii ME49
Lineage: Eukaryota; Apicomplexa; Conoidasida; Eucoccidiorida; Sarcocystidae
Product: tetratricopeptide repeat-containing protein
Exons: 4
Coding region: 383-3049 (888 amino acids)
Molecular function (GO): protein binding
Source: RefSeq, a predicted model, not a curated record